UCUGUCAUUGUCUAUCUUCAUUUUGGAAAUAACCCACUUUCAGUAUGAAAGUGAAAACGUAUUAUGUGUUGGUGAUUUAUGGACUUAUAUUGGUUCAUUGCCAUGAUGAUGAAUGCAGUCAUCCAUACCGACGAGUUGGUGAAGGAUGUUAUCUAAUACACAAAGAUACUGUAUCAGGUGAUGCUGCUUUUGCAAAGUGCUUACUACUUGGGGCAUCGUUAGCAAACUUUGAAACCCUAAAUGAAGCAAUGUUGAUGAAGCACGAACUUGUAAAACUGAAUACAGGCGUGCACUAUUUCAUCGGAGGACGUAACAUCAAUAGAUAUAAGCCUGGUGGAGAUUGGAGAUGGAUCCGGAAGAACGGAGAUAUGGUGAAAAUGACAUACUUUGCAUUUGAUAGCGCAGAACCAGAUGGAACAGUUAGUCGUUCAGAAGAUUGUAUAUUCUUCUAUGCUUUCAGGAAAUACAAGUUUCACUCUGUCUGGUGCGAAAACGGAAGUUUACUAGGAGGAUAUAUUUGCCAGAAAUAAAAGGAGGAUAUAUUUGCCAGAAAUAAAUAAAGUCUGUCUGUUAGAAAUAAAGCAUACACAAAAGUGUAA
Molecule: messenger RNA, 599 nt
Organism: Mytilus californianus (California mussel)
Lineage: Eukaryota; Metazoa; Mollusca; Bivalvia; Mytilida; Mytilidae
Exons: 4
Coding region: 45-530 (161 amino acids)
Source: RefSeq, a predicted model, not a curated record